This is a messenger RNA of Neolamprologus brichardi, 1662 nucleotides long. The record is from RefSeq and is a predicted model, not a curated record. Lineage: Eukaryota; Metazoa; Chordata; Actinopteri; Cichliformes; Cichlidae.
AUGUCUGCUGUGACUGCGUCGCUCUGCUCGACUUUGCUGUUUGUCGGCCUCUUCGUGUUUGUCUCUGCAGCUCCUCUUUCAGACAAGAAAAUCAUAGCUCAGUCUGGAGAGGACGUCACUCUGACAUGUCGAGCUCCAAACAAGAACAACAUCAUAGUUGUAGAGUGGAGCAGAGCUGAUCUGGGAGAAGAAUAUGUGCUCUUGUACCGGGACGAGCACUUUGAUACCACCAACCAGCAUCCAUCUUUUAAGAGCCGGGUGGAUCUGCAGGACAGACACAUGAAGGAUGGAGACGUGUCUUUGAUUCUGAAGAAUGUGAGGACUGAUGAUAGUGGAACAUACGAGUGUCGUGUCUUCGUGGGAGAAAUCCGCAGGAAGAGAGCAAAUCUGAGUGGUGACAGCAUCAGCAUCAUCCACUUGCAUGUUGUUCCUCCAGAUCAGAAAAACCUCACAGCUGCAUCUGGACAGAACGUCACUCUGACAUGUCGAGCUCCAAACAGCAACAACAUCAUAGUUGUAGAGUGGAGCAGAGCUGACCUGGAGACAGAAUAUGUGCUUUUGUACAGAAAUGAGCAGUUGGAUCCAGAAAACCAGCAUGCAUCUUUUAAGAACCGGGUGGAUCUGCAGGACAGACAGAUGAAGGCUGGAGACGUGUCUUUGAUUCUGAAGGAUGUGACGAGUAAUGACACUGGAACAUACGAGUGUCGCGUCUUUCAGAGAGAAAGAAUCCGCAGGAAGAGAGCUCAUCUGAAGACCGACCCCAUCACCGUCGUCAACCUUCAUGUUGUUCCUCCAGGUCAGACAGGAGGAGACACACAGGAUGGAGGGAAGGAGGCAGGAGAGAAGGAGGCUGGAGGGAAGGAGGAGGGUGGAUCUGUUGGACUGAUCGUCGGUCUGACUGUUUUUGCUGUGGCUGUUGUUAUUGCUGUUGCUGCUCUUGUUCGUUUUGUGAUCUACAAAAAACGUAAAAAACAACAGAGUCAGGGUUCGUACAUAUGAACUGCAGCAUGUGUGAAAUGUCUCAGAGCUUUUUAAAUGACAGUGAAGGCAAAAUAUUAGGAAGAAAAUCCAAAGAAAUAAACAACUCAAGAAGAAGACAUAGCUGAACUGUCAGCCUGAGACUAUAAAAGAUUUUCAAAACUCCUAUAUUCUUAAAGAUCUCUGAGAUUAGACUCCAAGUGAUGACACCUAGCAAGGAUAAAAAUCAUUUGUAUUCAGUAAGUUAAUAAGAUCAGAUGCUGCCUAUUAGAAUAUGUUUACAUAUUGUAAAGCCUACAGCAUUUGUUACAUGUUGUGGGCAUUUUUACACUUUAAUGUGUUGUCACAUUACACAUGUCACAUGUUUUGUAAAAUUGUAGCUAAUUAUCAUUUUUAGCAGUAGUAGCAGAACAGUACUGCACAACAUCCUAAACCAACUCUCAUUUCUUUAAGUGCAGUAGCAGUAGUACUCGCAACUGUUUAUUACAACAAGCAUAUAUACAAUAGAUAAGGUAAAACCAGAGUUUGUACAGUUCUAAUAAGCUGAAAGUCAAUAUUUAGCAUAACUGCCUUUUUUCUUCAGUACACACUGAACUCGCUUAGUCAGCUAAUUUCUUUAAGCAGUCUUCAGGAAUAGUUCUCCAGGAUAUUCAAAGCUCUUCUUUGGAUGUUUCUGCCUUUCGU